GCUGGAGCCGGAUGUUGCAAGAUGGCGGCGGCGGCGGCGGCGGCUGGGCUAGCUGCUGCUGAGGCGACGGAAGGCGCCGGCGCUGGCGGCCGGGCGUACUGAGGGAAGCCCUCCGCCGCAGCUUGCGCAUAGGAAGGCAAGCCCGCCCCGCUCCAUCUACUGCUCCUCUUCAGGUGGCAAGUGACUCGGCUCCACUUUGAUCAUGCAGCCCCCUCCUCAGACAGCCCCCCCGGGGGUCGGAGGCCCUCCUCCUCUCGCCCCCUCCUGGAACAUGCAUUGGCGAAAUGGCCCCUACGGCAGGCAUGCAAACGCCCCCACCUCAGCAGCAGCCGCGGCGACGGGACCUGUGCAACCGGUGACUGACCCCUUUGCCUUCGGCAAACAAGGCCCCCGCAGCUCCCCACUGAGCACCGCACCCCAUGGAGACCCAGGCUCCUCUCCAUUGGCUUUCCCUCCAUCGGCUGCUCCCCUUCAUCUCUCCUCUGGGCACCUUCCUCACGCACCUGCUCCAUCGUUAACGUCUGCCUCAGCCUCCCACUCAGAAGCUGGGGGCUCAUUUUCCAUUCCCACGGCCUCCAUGUCAGUCUACCCCAAAGGGGUCCCCAACAGCAUCGAGAUGCAUCCAAGCACAGAACACGCCUCACGUCCCCCAGUGGAACCACCUCAGCCCAUGAGAAUCGGCCCUGAAAAUCCCCUUUCCGCUUCUGUCCUGGACAGGCCGCCGGGUGGGUCUGAUGUGAGUAGGAAUCCAGGCAACCUUGGGGCGGCCCCCCCACCAGUGCCGGCCUUCCCCCUCCUGCAACAGACGGUGCCUCAGUGGAUGCCUCCCCAAAGCUCUGCGUAUUUGCCUUCCCCGGAGCCCCUGUCCCGGAACGCCUUUGGGAGUGCUGCCCAUUCCAGCAUCUCCGUUUCCCAGCCGGGCCCUCAGCUGGAUCGUCACCCGACUCCCCCUCAUCAGCCUGGGUUCCCCAGUGCCCCCCAGGCCCCCUACAUGCUCGCUGAGGCACCCAAUGUGACUCUGCCCCCCAGUAGCACUUGGCAGAGCCCCGGGGGCCCCGGUGCGUGGGCCGGCCAGCUCCCCCAAGAACACUUUUACUUGCAGCCCCUGGAAGCGACGUAUCCCUCGGGCCACCCCACUUCUCAGGAAAGCAGCCCCCCCGGCCAGGCUCAAGGGGGGCCUGAGGGAGGGAGCCGGCUGUGCCCAGACGAGGCCGAUGCGGGGACGAUUGCCAUGUUCUUCAAGGGAGACGAGGCCGAGAACGAGGAAAUCCUGUCCUCCGAAGCCAGUAGUCACAUGGCCAGACCGGAAGUGGAGGCUUUCCAGCAGACCAUGGGCCACACCUAUUACCAGCCUUUGCACGGCCCGCAAGGGCUACCAGCUCAUUUUGCGCCAGCCCAGGCCAGUGCGGCUCUGGCAGCUGAGGCAACGCCCAAUGAAGCAGAUGCCCAGCGCUUCCUCAGAACAGCGGCUGCUCAGCAGGCCAGCGAGAAGGCCUCGUCCUUCCCGGGAGAGGACCGAGCCAGCCUCCUCGUCCCACAGGCAGGAAGCUGCUCUGCCAGCGGGCAGUACGAAAACGUGGAGAACCAGGAGUGCGUUCAGAACCAGGAGGUCUUGCCAAGGGAGCUCCUGUCGCAGAACCCUUCCUCCCCAGGGGCGUCGUUGGAUUCCAGCCGCUACGCCUCUCUAGCCCCGCUGCUCCCCAAAAACCACGUCGGGAGCCACCUGGAAGGAGGACCCAACCUGGAGGCCCUCAGCGCCUUCCCACGGCCCGUCCGGCCCGACAGCGUCUCUUCCAACUAUAGCAACUUGAGCCCCAGGAGCGCAGCGGGCAUUGCCCGGCCGCAAGAACCGGGAACAUUCAUCCAGCAGGAAAGCGGGAAGCCUGAACAAGAGGCCUCCAGUGGCUUUUUUAAGCAGAUUGACUCCUCUCCCUUGGGAACAGAGGUGGGGGAGCAGGAGCCCGGCAAGAAUUACCAUGCCCCCUCCUCCCAGGCGCCGACGCCAAGCCCUCCCAAACCCACGGGAGUCUUUCACACCAGUGUCAACAGCUCCUUUGAGCCCAUCCGGGUCCACAGCCUGGGGGUGAAGCCCCCGGAGACCGAUCAGGCCAAGGUGGUGGCCGAGCUGAGAGAGGAUCGUCCCAACCAAAGGGGCACGCAGAGAAGCUCCGCGAUUGCUGUGGCCUCCCCAGGGAACCUGGAACAGCCUCCAGACAACCUGGAGACCCUCUUCCUGCCCCCAGCCCACUCCUUGCCCCUCUCCCUGGUGGCCGGCAGUGGGAGCCCCUGGCAGCUUCCUUCUGCUGGGACAGGGAUGGAGAAGAGAGCGAGCAGCAGAGCUCAGGGCCUAGGGAAGAAGUGCGAGAGCCCAGCUACCACCUUGUGGGCACACAACGAGCUGCCCACUUUUGGGGGCAACGUGCUCCUUGCCCCCGCCGCCCCUGCGGUCUACGUCCCGGCCAAGCCCUCCCCGCAGGUGGUCCAGCCCCCGGAGGAAGCUUUGUCGAGCAAGCCGGGGGGGUCUCAAGCCGGAAGCCUCCCAUCCGAAAAUUUGGAAAACCCUCCCAAGCUGGGGGACGAAGAGGCGGCCGGCUCUCAGGGCAGCCUGGGUUACGCCAGCCUCCUUUCCUCCCCACCGACGGAGGCGCUUCAGAACCAGCCGAUCUUGCUUGCCCAACCGAGUCAGUUUGGUAGCUUGGCUCCGGCUGCCAGCUCCUCUCUCGCCCUUCAGCUGGGCCAGCCCGAGAAGAACCCCUCAGCCAAGGAGCUGGGCGCCGGUGGGGCUCCUCUGCUGGGGAAGAACUGGAGCUGCAGCUUGUCCGGGGAAAACCCGCCUGGGGGCUUGGUUAACUCAAGCACUACUUUCUUCCCCUGCCCGCUUAGCGCAGCUGAAACUGCUCCCCCCAAACCCCUGGGUCCAUCUCAAGCCCCCCUCAACUUAGCCAUGGAAGCCCCCCAGCCCCCUGCUGCAGAAGGGCUGCCUCUGGAAAGCGCUGGCCAGCCGACAACCAGCGUUCCUCUCUCCCACGUCAGUGGCGGGACUCCUGUUGUGGGGCCCAGUGGUAGCCUUCCCGGCUGGUCUCCAAACGCCUCCCUUUGCCAGGAGCUUUCCAGACCUCUGGAUCUGGCUGGAGCAAAGCCUCAGGAGCACAGCAGGGCAGGGCUUCUUUUGGGCGGCCAGACGUUUCCUCUGGCCCCUGGCCCCAGCGACCCCCAAGCUCGAGGCCCACAGCAGUUCUAUCGGCAGGUAACCAAGGACUCAGGGCCCUCAAUGCCCUUCGACCAAGGGGCGCCCUUGGAGCAGGCUCCGGCAGCUCCUCGCCACUCUUCCGUUUCCCCCAACCUCCAGAUGCCUCCCGGAAACCCCCGUGCCCAGGCGCCGAGUCCGAAGCCUUGCCCCAGGGGUCCCUUGGAAGACAGUCCGGCCCCCCCACCGCCCAGCCAUCCUCAGCCGGGCACUGACUUCAGGCAUGAUCCUCGCCUCCCCCCUGGCAUGGGGCCUCCUCCUCCUCCUGGAUCCACAGCCCCAAGUGGCCCCCAACCUGCUCGUCCCCCUUCGCGCCACGAGCAGCAGUACCCUCCUUCGCAGACCGCCUACGGCCCGCCCCCCAACUCCUACUACUACUACCGGCACCCGUACGACAGCUACACCUACCCACCGGUGGAUCCUAGGGCUGCUCACCUUUACUUCCAGGAUGCAUAUGGCCAGUACAACACUUCCUACAACCAGUAUGACCAGUCUGCUGCCUAUCGAGACACGGGGAGCUACUGGUACACGGAACCAGAGCGCCCCAGUUCAAGAGCCAGCCACACUUCAGACAGGCCCCAGUCAAGACAAGAUUAUCCCAAUGACUAUUACAAACCCAAAAGUGGAUGGAAUGGCUACUAUGGAGACUAUUACUCAAACCCGUAUGAUAACGGAGAGCGUUACCCUCCCAAUUACGAUGCCAGGUUCCGAGACCCUCGGCUCUAUGAUCAGAGGUAUUGGUACAACAACACGGAUCAGAACCUUUACCCAAAGAGAGAAGCCUAUCAGCAGGGAAACAGUAAUGAGCGGUAUGAAGACAAUUGGCGAUAUGACCCUCGUUUUGUGAGCAGCUUCGAUGAAGACUUAGAGCCGCGCAGGGAACCGUAUGCGGAUGACAGUGACUGGCGCAGCGUCCACAGCGAGCAUUCGGGACACAGCCUGCACAGCUCCCACAGCCUCCGCAGCCACCAAAGCAGCUUCAGCUCCCGUUCUCAGCAGAGCCAGCGGUAUCGAAGCAACCACGAUUUGACCAUCAAUGCCUACGAUGGAGACCCUCAGCUAACCUCACUCCCUGCGGACUAUUCCUCCGAGGGAUACUACAUCGACCAGCCUCCUUUGAACAGUUACAAUCCCGUAGCCCAAAUGCCUUGGCCAGGUGUAGAGCAAGUCCCUUCCAGACCUUUGACUCCUGAGAAGUUCUCCAUACCCCACGUGUGUACAAAAUUUGGGCCUGGGGGUCAGCUGAUCAAAGUGCUACCCAACCUUCCCUCCGAAGGCCAGCCAGCCUUGGUCGAGAUCCACAGCAUGGAGAUGAUCAUGCAACACUCUUCGGAGCAAGAGGAGAUGAGAGCUUUUCCCGGCCCUCUCACCAAAGAUGACACCCAUAAAGUGGAUGUUAUUAAUUAUGCCCAGAAUAAGGCCACCCGCUGCUCUCAGAACGAUGCUCUGAUUGACAAGGAAUCGGCUCGGCUUCUCUGGGACUUUAUUGUUCUCCUGUGCAGGCAAAAUGGGACAGUGGUGGGCACGGAUAUUGCUGAGCUUCUGCUUCAGGAUCAUAAGACGGUGUGGCUGCCUGGGAAGUCACCCAAUGAAGCCAAUCUGAUCGAUUUCACCAACGAGGCUGUGGAGCACAUGCCCGAAGAGAGCGGGGAAGCUCAGCUGUCCUUCCUGACGGACAGUCUCAUCGCCACCAUCGACAGCCUCGAGAAGGAAACAGAGCGCUUCCGAGAGCUGCUGCUUUAUGGACGGAAAAAGGAUGCUUUGGAAUCUGCCAUGAAACAUGGGCUGUGGGGCCAUGCAUUACUGCUUGCCAGUAAAAUGGACAGCAGGACGCAUGCUCGCGUGAUGACCAGAUUCGCCAACAGUCUCCCGAUAAACGACCCGCUACAAACUGUUUACCAGCUGAUGUCUGGUAGGAUGCCCGCAGCAUCGACCUGCUGUGGAGAUGAGAAGUGGGGGGACUGGAGACCUCACCUGGCAAUGGUUCUGUCCAACCUGACCAAUAACACAGACGUCGAGUCAAGGACCAUUGUCACCAUGGGGGACACGCUGGCUUCCAAAGGCCUCUUGGAUGCUGCCCACUUCUGCUACCUGAUGGCCCAAGAGAGUUUUGGCGUCUACACCAAGAAGACCACCAAGCUGGUGCUGAUCGGUGCAAACCACAGCUUGCCUUUUCUGAAGUUUGCCAGCAAUGAGGCCGUUCAGCGGACAGAGACCUACGAGUACGCGCAGUCCCUGGGGACUCAGCCAUGCUGCCUGCCCAACUUCCAGGUGUUCAAGUUCCUCUAUGCCUGCCGGCUGGCUGAGAUGGGGCUCAUCGCACAAGCCUUCCACUACUGCGAAGUCAUUUCCAAGGCCAUCCUUACAAACCCCGGCUGCUAUUCGCCGGUUCUUAUCAGCCAGGUGAUCCAGAUUUCCUCUCAAUUGCGGCUCUUUGACCCUCAGAUAAAGGAGAAGCCUGAGCAGGAAUUAUUUAUUGAGCCCAACUGGCUCAUUCAUCUCCGACACUUAGACGAGCAGAUUAAGGAGAGCUGCUUCGGCUGCAGCCUAGGGCGAUUCACACCCCAGCAGUACUCCUCCAGCACGCCGAGCUCGGAGCACGACCACCCCAGUCAGAAUGAAGGCCUGGGAAGCGGCCUAGAAGUGAGCUCCAACAACCCGUUGUUGGCCUCCCUGCUGCCCAACAUGGUCCAGCCCGGGCAGAAGGUGCACUUGAUGCCUUCAGCUCCUCCUACCAUCCUGGAGGGCUCAGCGGCUCUGACCCUCCCUUCCCAACCGGAGCCUGCCGCUACAGUUCCUUUCUACUCUGGGGUACCCACCUCGAUGGGCCCGGGACCUGGCUCCCUGAACCCCUACGGAGCCGAGUUGAACCCCACGUACGGGGUGCCAGCGGUGCUGCCAGCAGGACUACCUCCUCAGGGCCCCGAGCUGCCACCACACGAGGGGACUCAGCAUGAAGCAGGGGUGUCUGAACCUCCCGUAUGGAAGGCAAUUACAAAGUCCGGAGAGGAAGACUUCUACGGGAAGAUGGCGAUCAUGGGCCCAGGCCGACGAUCCCGAUCGACCUCCCAGUCUUCAGCCCACAUGGGCGUUGGGCGGCGGUCUCGGACCACCUCGGAGUCUUCGGUGCAUUCGAUUGGCCGGGAGAGGCGAAACUCAGCCUCCAAGCAGCCUUCCCCACCUCCACCCUCGAUCCCCGAAAGGAAGAAAACCCCCGAAGAAGGCAAGAAGGAGCUGGCACUUCAAAAAAGCGGUGGCAACUGGUUUAGAUGGCUAAUGGGGAAAAGCAAAAAUGAAGCUCACCUUCCUGAUGAUAAGAACAAGUCGAUUGUUUGGGAUGAAAAAAAACAGCGGUGGAUCAACCUGGAUGAACCGGAAGAGGAAACCAAGCCCCCUCCCCCUCCCCCCACAGGAUUUCCUCAGGCUGCUCCCUCUGGAUUAGCAGGACCUCCCAAUGCUUCCGUCAACAUGUUCUCGAGGAGAGCAGCAGGAAGUAAAGUUCGCUAUGUGGACAUUCUGAACCCAGGCAAAGCCAAGUCCCCCGUUCCUGCUCCAGCUCCAGCUGACCUCUUUGCUCCCUUGGCCCCGAUGCCCAUCCCUGCCAACAUGUUUGUACCCAACUCAGUUCCUGAAGAGCAGACACCGCUGGAGGGUGGAGUGGCUCAAGACCAGGUGACCCCCGGCAACGACACCAACCCCCCCGAGUCAACGGGAGAAGUUCCAUGCUUAAAUUCUGCUGCAUUUCCACCUGGGCCUGAAUUUCCUGCACCAUAUCCGGGGGACACCCAGACUGGAGAGCUUUCGCGCUCUAGUUCAAUGAGUUCAUUAUCCUGUGAAGUCAGCCAGCAUUUAAAUCAGGCAACUUCCGGAGAUCCCCCGACUGGUGCUGUCCAGUUCUACAAUCCGUCUCAGUUUGCACAGCCUUCUGCAGCUCCGGCUAGCUCCCGACUUGGCAGAAUUGGGCAGAGAAAAUACCCCACUUUAAAAUAGCAACAUCCAUUCUGUCUCUCCACUGCACAAGAGCCUCCCAAGAUGUCCCGGGGUGCCAGUUCCAUUUCUCAAAUUGAGAAUCCACCUGGAUGGCUCCCCCACAGAGGCCGUGGCCGACGUCGAUUACCAAAUGCUCUCCUUGUAACCCAAAGGCUUGGCUGAGGGGGUCAAACGUCAACGGGAGGGAGGACUGGAGAACUUCGGGUUGAGGGGCUGCCUCAACCCGAAGACUCCCUCCCCCUUUUCUCCUCGGCUUUGCUAAAAUCCAGCUGCUCCGUCUACGACAAGACUUUUCCCGUGUCACCUUUUAACAUUACAGUUUGUGGCCUUAGAGGGAUCGGGGCAUUGUUUUUAUGCAUAUAAACCACUAAAACUUGGGGUUUAUGGCUCAUCUGGCACAUUAACGGAAUUGGUGGGGAUUUUCUUUUCCUAUCGACUUUCCCUUUGCUCCCAACCUUCGGGGGAGGGAAAAUGUAGCUGAUCCAAAUAAACAGAGAAAUGUAUAAUGAAUAGGGGGAAAGAAAGAAAAAAAAAAACCUCUGACUUGUAAUCUUAAGAUUUCCUUGGAAGUGGAUUUUCUUUAGUGCACAUGUAGUUUGCGGUCUUAGGCUCCUUGUAAAACGAACUGUAGAGUCCAGAGCGGAAGCUCUUUGUAUAGCGUUUCGCAUUGUUCUUCUGAUAAUUCCUCCUGAAAGUGCAAUAUGGCUCCUUUCUGGAACUCGGAUCCCUCCAAGAACUCCGUAACAGCUCAAAAGGGGCUUAGCAUUUUAUUUUUUUAAACUUGUGGAAGUUCCCCCUUCUUCCAUCUCAAGACUUUUCCCCCAUGUCCCACUGGCCCAGCUCAUAAUUUACCUGGCCGUCUCUUUUUUAAAAAACCAAUUCAAUUAGCAAGUGCAACUAACAAGAGGCGUGAACUGGGUCUCGGGUGGAGUUGCAUGAACUCUUCAAAGCUGUCAUAGGUUGUGCUAACAUCCACGUAAGUCUGAUCAGAGACAAGAGGGAACUUAUUGUUGGCGCAGUAAAAACCAGUCCAGAAGACCAGUGCUCAGUCCAGAAAUACAGAGGGUAUUUUUUAACGUUGAUGCUUGACUCUGUGGCUUAAUUCUACCUAUCUGGGUUCUGGAGGGUCUUAAAACACAUUUCCAAGGAUUCUUGUGGGCGAAGAGUUGUAAAAAAGGAAGGCAGAACCUGUCUCAGCCUCUUCUAGUCAUCUUGAAUUUGUUCAAGAUGUUUUUUUUGUCCCUUUAGAUCUCUGCCUCUCUUGAAUUUCUCUGUCUCGAUGACCACUGAGCAUUUUUUCAGAUUUCCUCCACCCAGAAGAGCCACUCUCUGUCGUAAAUGUUACAAAUGACACUGUACAUUCUUAAAAUAAAAUAUUUUGCGCAUCUGGAGCACUUUCCACACUUUUAA
Molecule: messenger RNA, 8647 nt
Organism: Thamnophis elegans (Western terrestrial garter snake)
Lineage: Eukaryota; Metazoa; Chordata; Lepidosauria; Squamata; Natricidae
Gene: SEC16A
Product: SEC16 homolog A, endoplasmic reticulum export factor
Exons: 32
Coding region: 203-7237 (2344 amino acids)
Biological process (GO): Golgi organization; COPII vesicle coat assembly; autophagy
Cellular component (GO): endoplasmic reticulum exit site; ER to Golgi transport vesicle membrane
Source: RefSeq, a predicted model, not a curated record